Molecule: messenger RNA, 965 nt
Organism: Sceloporus undulatus (fence lizard)
Lineage: Eukaryota; Metazoa; Chordata; Lepidosauria; Squamata; Phrynosomatidae
Gene: LRRC3C
Product: leucine rich repeat containing 3C
Exons: 2
Coding region: 174-956 (260 amino acids)
Cellular component (GO): plasma membrane
Molecular function (GO): protein binding
Source: RefSeq, a predicted model, not a curated record
AGCCCUUCUUCGCCUCCCCCUUCCUUCCAUCCCUCCUCAGGCUGCCUCUCAGCAAGUGGCCGAGAAAGAUAGUGUUCCUUGAGGUGCAGUCUUGGAAACUUCCUGAGAAGCAAAAGAAAGUGCAAGAAGCAACCAAUGACGGAGUGGAUGCUCCGCUAUCCAGAUGCCCCGAAAUGCCUUUUCUGGACUGGUUCCUCUACCAUUCGGUUGCCAUGUGGUUGCUCCUCCACAGUUUUGUUCUAAUGGGCUUUUGCUUCCACUCGGCUACUACCUUUCCCAAGGGCUGCUACCCCUCCACUGAAGAUGGCUUCAAGACUUUCCGGUGCAGCAGAGCUCAGCUUACAAUUAUCCCAAAAGAUAUCCCUAACGAUACCAAUAAAUUGUACCUGGAUUACAACCAGAUUUCUUUCCUGCCCAAUGACGCUUUUCAAAAUUUACCACUUCUGAUGGAACUAGACUUGUCACACAAUGUCAUCAGUCGCGUGGAGGUUGGAGCCUUCCGGGGUUUGUCAGAACAUCUGCAUUCCUUGGACCUCUCUUCAAACAAACUAGUGUCAGUCAACAAGGAUGUCUUUAACUCCCUCAAAGCCAAAGCCAACCUAUCCAGCAAUCCUUGGCUCUGUGAUUGCACACUCCAGCAACUCAUUGAGAGGGUUGAGUUGGUCGCUGGCACCUCUGACGGUAUUGUGUGUGAUGCCUCUGCCCGAAAGGAGUACAUUGGCAAACCUUUCCUACAGUUAGUGGGGGACAUAGACUUCUGCAACAUCUACAAAAAGACCACAGACAUCGCCAUGCUGGUCACCAUGUUCGGCUGGUUCGCCAUGGUGAUCUCAUACUUGAUCUACUAUGUCAGGCAGAACCAAGAAGAUGCCAGACGGCACCUAGAAUAUCUCAAGUCUUUGCCCAGCAAGCAGAAGAAGUCAGAAGAAUCAUCCACAAUUAGCACUGUGGUGUGACCAAAAAAC